UGGAGCAGACGGCUGGUCGGCGGCGUUCCAGCUUCAAGCAGCGCUACUCCGGUGGCCGGCGGCCAACCGCCGACGGUGGGUUACGAAGCCAACUCUGGCGGCCACUAGCUAUUCCACCUUUCUUCCUCCCCUCCCCCAACGAGGUGAUUCACUUAUUCCCCUGUUCUUUUGUGGUGAUUUCCCUUGCCGUUUGCUCUUGUACGUGGAGAUGCACUAGAUCUGAAAUACUCUGUAUCAAAUCUUAGAUCCUUUUGCUUUUAGGUUACACGAAUUUGGCCUGGAUGUAGAAAUUUGACCGAUAUCCUGAUUGUUUAGAUUGUGCAUGCAAGUUUUUUCUAGAUAUAUAAAUUGAUUGAUAUCCUCCUGAUUUUGCUUUUAGAUAUGACGCAUGUAUUAAUCUUUUGCUAAUUGGUUCUGAAGGAAUGUGCAAAAUCUGAAGCAGACAACUUUUUCUGACUGUAGAUUCUCCUUGUAGUCCAUGUAAACAAAUUUUCCUGACUGUAUAAACUAUAUAUGCCAAAUCUGAAGUAUUUUUUCCUGAACAAUUUGACUGAAGUGCAUUCUUAAAUCUUUAAAGACAUGCUUGCCCUGCAACAAGAUGAAACGGCUUUGGUCCAAGCAUAUUGUGGCUGCAAUAUUAGUAUGCAGAGAGAACAUUGAUUUUAAUAACUGAUUUGUAUUGUUUUACUUAUUUCUUUUCUCAGAUGGACAUCAAUCAACAACAUUUUUACUAUAUGUUCAGGCAGCGGGCUUUAGGCGUGCUUGUUCUUUCCUUAGCUCCGUGGUGUAGAAACAUAAAUCGCCGAAGAGGUAGAGGUAGAAAAUAUGGUCCAUUAGUUGAAAGAGACAUCCAUAGAAGUAGUGCACUGAUUAGGCUUAUUGAUGCAUCGGAUGCAACAUGCAUCAAUCAACUAGGGAUGUCUCGAGCCGUAUUUUACAAGUUAUGCACUAGGCUAAGACGGAAAGGGUUGUUAUAUGACACUUUUCAUGUUUCGGUGGAGGAACGAGUUGCAAUGUUUCUAUACAUGGUGGGUCAGCAUCACACAAAUUCAUCCGUUGGAUUUUGGUCUUGGUGAUCCGGUGAAACAGUGAGUAGAUAUUUCAAUGCUGUCUUGCAUUCAAUGGGUGAAUUAGCACGUGAUCUCAUUUAUAUUCGAUCAAUGAAUACACACACAAAGAUCACAGACAACCCGAACAGAUUCUACCCAUACUUUGAGAAACAAGUGGUCAACUAUCUUACUAAACCGAUCAGGUUCUUCCAUCAAUUGCAAGAGUUGUUCUCAGACCAGUCCCAUGCUGAUGGUUCACUUGCAGCUGACCAAACCACUGUUAAUGUGGAUGAUGAUAGUGAUGACAAUGAGAAAGUUGAAGGUUAUCCCAUUCCAAUGGACAGUGAUGAAGCUGACUCCGACACCAUUGGUUGCCAAAGUCCUCGAGUUGACUUGGAUGGCAAGCCAUCGAACAAGAAGCGCAAGCGUGUCACGUCAUCACCUCACAAGAAACCAACUAAGGGCAAAGCAAACAGCAAGAGCAAGGUACGCGAUGAUGAGAUGGCAUCGAGUAUUAAGAGGCUAGCAGACUCUCUUGUAGCCCCUCCUGUCCCUGUGCAACCAGUGCCACCUCCAGAUCCUUAUGCAAAUCUUUGGAAGAGAAUAAAUGCUCUCCCUUUCACAGCGAAGGACAAACUUGAGAUUGCAGCCCAUCUGUCCAAGCCAGACCAAGAUGUUUUCCGUAGUUACCUCAACCAAGCCGACGACGCACUGCUGUCAGAGUGGGUCAUUACCUAUUUUGAGCGUCAGGAUGGUGGUGGUAAUGUGGUUCCGUUCUUUCCUAAAUUGUCAGAAGUUCACUAAGCUUUGUUGGCAGCAUUUUGUUUAUAUCACUAUCAAUAUUAGCACCUAGUAGUGGUCAGGAACUCACAGUAGCUUUAAUAUUUUGUCUAUAUGUGGUCAGACUAACUAGGAUAUGCUCUAAUUAAGUGGUCUCAUAUGGGUAUCAUAGAGGCUCAGGUAGUAUGUGAACUCCAUUUUGUCUCAUGGAUGAAUGACCAUGGAUGGGUUGUAUCUAACAAUAUAUUAUGUGUGAACUAUGUUGUCCUGAAGCUUUAUAUCAGUCUUGCACUCUUGCUUGCAAUGUUA
Molecule: messenger RNA, 2138 nt
Organism: Brachypodium distachyon (stiff brome)
Lineage: Eukaryota; Viridiplantae; Streptophyta; Magnoliopsida; Poales; Poaceae
Exons: 2
Coding region: 1122-1853 (243 amino acids)
Source: RefSeq, a predicted model, not a curated record